UCUGCUGCCACGCACGCAGUUAUAAUGGUGUGUGCGCCUUUGUUAUGUCUCCGACUGGAAACACGUUGAUUCAGCUCUGGUCUGACACGCCACCGCUACAUUACAUUACAUUAGCUCUGAGCUCUUUGAGUGCUGUUAGUCGGUGAACAUGUCUGAGGCUCUGCUGCAGUGGUGUGUGGACCAGCUACACCACCUGUUCGGUCUGGAGGCGUGUGAAGACAUCGUGCAAUACGUUCUAACCAUCGAAAAUGCUGAAGAAAUUCAGGAGUAUAUGGGAGACCUCCUGCAGGGCACGGAUGGGAGAAAAGGGCUGUUCAUUGAUGAGUUCCUCCGCAGAUGGAAGAAGACUCAAAGACAGGCCACAGAUUCCUCGAGUCUUUUCCUUCCCAAGGAGUCUUUUUCAUCAUCAGAUUCACCAGACAUGACCAAAGAUAGCCAGAAGAAGUCUAAACGUAAGGGCCGUAACAAACAGGAGACGCUGACUGUGAGCCAAACAGAACCUGAGCCAGAGGCAGUCAAAACCCCCAUUGACCUGAUGAGGGCCCAAGAAAACAGCAGCACUUCUUCAACAAAGAAGAAAAGUAAGUUUGUCAGUCUCUAUGCCAAAGAGGGACAAGACAAGAUGUCCAUCUUACUCCCAGGUCGACGUGGCUGUGAGUGCCUUGCCCAAAGGCACAAACUUAUCAACAACUGCAUCAGCUGCGGUCGCAUUGUGUGUGAGCAAGAGGGCUCAGGACCCUGCCUCUUCUGUGGAACCCUGGUAUGCACAAGAGAGGAGCAAGAGAUCCUGCAACGAGACUCCAACAAAAGCCAGAAACUAAGAAAGAAGCUUAUGGGAGACGGUGGAGAAAGAGAUUAUCUCCCACACCAAGAGGCCAAGAUGAAGGCUGGCUUGGAGAAGGCUGUCCAGCACAAAGAAAAGCUGCUGGAAUAUGACCGGAAUAGUGUCAGGAGAACGCAGGUUCUGGAUGAUGAGUCGGAUUACUUUGCUACUGAAUCCAAUCAGUGGCUGUCACCCAGUGAGCGAGAAAAACUGAAGAAAAAGGAAGAGGAGCUGAGAGAACUUCGCUAUGCCUCUCGCAAGGACAGGAAGAUCACGUUGGACUUUGCUGGUAGACAAGUGCUCGAUGAGGGAAACAACCUCAACGAGUAUUACGACAAGUUGGAUGAGACCCUCAUGGCUAUGAACAGCGACUCUCCGUCAAAAUCAUCAAUGUAUUCUAAAAGAGAAGGUGGAAGGCAGACCCUCGGAGAGCUGGUCAACCCCAACAUAAUGCAGUCUACACCAGAGUGGGUGGAUGUUGGAGGCAGUGAAAGGCACAAGAGAAACAUGAAGCAGGGAAAGAGCUCAGCAGUGGACAAGGGAGGAGAAGAACGCCAAAAGUUGCGGCUCCAAGACAAAGACAUGCAGGAGAUGGCUGACGGGGGCUGGUGCCUCAGCAUGCACCAACCGUGGGCCACGCUGCUGGUCAAAGGCAUCAAGAGGGUAGAGGGGCGAACUUGGUACACAUCCCAUCGGGGUCGUCUUUGGAUUGCUGCUGCAGCCAAGAUACCCACUCCUCAGGAGAUUGCUGAGGUGGAAGCCAUGUACCGCCACGUCCACAAGAAAGGGCCCAGGUUUCCUAAAGAAUAUCCCACCGGCUGCCUGUUGGGCUGCGUCAACGUGAACGACUGCCUGUCUCAGGAGCAGUUCAGAGAACAGCUCCCUGAUACCUGUGAGGAGUCUGCUUCCCCAUUCGUCUUCAUCUGCACCAACCCCCACGAGCUGCUGGUGAAAUUCCCCAUGAAAGGGAAGCACAAGAUCUGGAAGCUGGAGAGUCAAUACCACCAGGGUGCCAAGAAGGGGCUGGUCCCGUCAGCUGCAGAGUGACGUCAGGAGGAAGAAGCUGAGGAGGAAAAACAGUCUGAUCUCACGGGAACAUGGUUUUCAAAAAAAUGGCUUCAUUCUCCACUGGGUUGUCCUGACAUUUUACCAGGAGUUAUCAACGCUGACAUAUUAUCAGUAUCAGCUCUAUCAGAUGGCAUUUGCAUUUUACAGGAUUAUUGCUUAAAAUUUUGCAGUAUAUAGACAUAUAAUCAUUUUGACAAAUUUCUAUAUUCUGCUUUGUCUCUAUUUGAUUGUUUGCAAAAAUAAAAAAAGAUCCUUAUGUUUAAUUUUA
Molecule: messenger RNA, 2159 nt
Organism: Sebastes umbrosus (honeycomb rockfish)
Lineage: Eukaryota; Metazoa; Chordata; Actinopteri; Perciformes; Sebastidae
Gene: trip4
Product: thyroid hormone receptor interactor 4
Exons: 13
Coding region: 149-1870 (573 amino acids)
Biological process (GO): regulation of DNA-templated transcription
Cellular component (GO): nucleus
Molecular function (GO): zinc ion binding
Source: RefSeq, a predicted model, not a curated record